Insectozyma verbasci is the source of this 435-nucleotide messenger RNA. The record is from the annotation of a GenBank genome assembly. NCBI's taxonomy places the organism in Eukaryota, Fungi, Ascomycota, Pichiomycetes, Serinales, Debaryomycetaceae.
AUGUCAGACUUUGCUUUUAACAAUUAUUGUAUACAUUGUGAUAAAGAAUGUCCAUUAAAUUCAAUAUAUUGUUCAGAUGAAUGUUAUUCCCUAGAGUUGAAACAAUCUUCAAAUGAUAGUAAAUCAAGAAACUCUUCUAAUGCGUCAAUAAGUUCAAAUGAAGCAAAAAAUACGAAUACUACAGAAUCUGAAUUGGUUUCUCCAUUAUUAACACCAGCUUUAUAUUUACAACAACAACAACAACAAAUUCAACAUAUAGAAGAAUCUGAUGAUUAUGAUUUAAAUUAUUUUGAUUUGAAUUAUUCAGUCAAUGCAAAUAUAAAUUAUACAAAAUCAACAACUACAACAUCAAAUAAUUCAAAUCAAGUUUCUCAAGAUUUGUUAAAUUCCACUUCACAUAAUUAUAGAAAAUGGUUAACUACCACUGCUUUAUGA